Messenger RNA from Malaya genurostris, 1181 nucleotides. It is a transcript of the gene PrBP, whose product is annotated as probable cGMP 3',5'-cyclic phosphodiesterase subunit delta. The coding region runs from base 119 to 574 and encodes 151 amino acids. The record is from RefSeq and is a predicted model, not a curated record. Gene Ontology annotation, biological process: sensory perception of light stimulus. The transcript has 3 exons. Lineage: Eukaryota; Metazoa; Arthropoda; Insecta; Diptera; Culicidae. Gene Ontology annotation, cellular component: cytoplasm.
GAUUAUUCGGAAGGAAGAAUAAGAAGCCAGUUGUCAGGUCUUGUCUUAGCGAAAUACUAGCUUGCAAUAACAAUAUUGUAAUCAUUGGUCAAAUUCAUACUGUUGAAGGCAUUCUAUCAUGGGGACGGACGAUGUUACUAAAAGUGAGAAAAUACGCGAUGGAUUCCAAAUUAAUUGGCUGAUACUCCGGGAUGCUGAUACCGGUAAAAUAAUAUGGCAGGAAAAUAAGGAUUUCUCCAGUUCCGAUGUUGAGCAUGAAGCUCGAGUACCGAUAAAAAUUUUGGAUUUAAGAGCAGUUUCGAGAGAAAUCAAUUUCAGUACGGUAGAAUCGAUGGAGAAUUUCCGAUUAGAUCAGAAGGUUCUCUUCAAGGGGCGCAUUAUGGAGGAAUGGUUCUUUGAAAUGGGUUGGGUAAGUCCAAACACUACCAACACAUGGCAAUCAACAAUUGAAGCUGCGCCAGAGUCACAAAUGAUGCCUGCUAAGGUGCUGAACGGAAACGUGACUAUAGAAACUAGCUUUUUUGAUGGUGAAACGCUGAUCAGUAAAUCGGUCGUGCGGUUGUAUUAUGUCUAAAAGUAAGAUUUUACAUAAUUUUUCAGGGACUACAUUAAUGUAAUCUAUGAAGGCAUUUAAUCUAUACGUUCGAAUUGAACUAAUUAUUGGUGACAUUUAUACUAAAAUAGUAUUUGUUUUUACAUUUCGUCUUCGAUUCACCAGUGCGUUAAGAGUGUAUGUUGAACAGAUAACGCCAUCUAAUGAUUCGACGUAAACCUCGAAACAGGCGUAAAUAAAAUACUAUUUGCUAUUGCACCGGAGUCUAAACUGACGUCUCGAACGAAACAAGUAUUCAAUACUAAAAUAGUAUGCUAUUUAUCCCAAUUGAAAUAAUUGCUGCUUAAAGUCGGGAUAGUGAACAAUAAUAAGUGUUUUAUUUGACUUUGCAAGCACGUUUGCUUUUAUUAUGUUGAUUCACGCCUAAGUGUUCCAAAUUUGUAGUUUUAAUGACAAUUUUAAAUAAGCAUUUAUCAACCGGAAAUAAGAAAUGUAAAAUCUGGCUAGAAGCUUUAGCCGGACGCCAUCGUUGACUUACCAAAAAAUAAUUAGGUAUCUUCAAGGGAUCGUAUUUAACGUACAGACAGUUGUAUAUAGCAAGUAAAAUAAAUCAGUGUGUUAUAAAAUA